Elaeis guineensis (African oil palm) is the source of this 1234-nucleotide messenger RNA. The record is from RefSeq and is a predicted model, not a curated record. NCBI's taxonomy places the organism in Eukaryota, Viridiplantae, Streptophyta, Magnoliopsida, Arecales, Arecaceae.
UUUAUACCAUAUAAAUCUUAUGUCUUGAUUCCAACAUUAAAACCUUUGUCAUUGACCAGUUUUCCCGUUCGGUCGUCGGCUCACCGCUCCAAGACUCCCGCGAGACUCCUAAGAAGCAAAUUUGGGAAAACGUUGGAAAAAUCAAGGAAAGCAAGGAAAAGACGGAAAAAAUUAAAAAGCUCAAAGCAAGCCCUACUGUAUGUCAGUACCCCAAAUGGAUAAAGCCCAAGAAGUUGCACUGACCCGGAUGAAGGCAUCAGUUCAGAAGCUUGGUGGUUCUGCGGAGAGGUCUGGAGACCCAACAUUGAUGAGGUUCUUGAUUGCAAGAUCAAUGGACCCACAAAAGGCAGCAAAAAUGUUUGUACAGUGGCAGAAAUGGAGGGCUGCUUUUGUUCCAAAUGGGUUUAUUCCUGAAUCUCAAAUUCCAGAUGAAUUGGAAGCAAGAAAGACCUAUCUGCAGGGUUUAUCAAAAGAUGGUUAUCCAGUGUUGAUUUUCAAAGGAAGCAGGCAUUUUGCCUGUAAGGAUCAUCUCCAAUGCAAGAGAUUUGUGGUUUAUAUGCUGGACAAAGCUAUUGCAAGCUCGUUCAAAGGGUGCGAAAUAGGAAAUGAGAAGUUGAUUGUGAUUAUUGAUCUGCAGCAUCUCACGUAUAAGAACUUUGAUGCACGUGGUUUAGUCAAUGCAAUACAGAUUUUGCAGGCCUACUACCCAGAGCGUGUGGCAAAGUUGUUCUUUCUCCAUAUGCCACGUUUCUUUUCUAGUGUUUUGAAGAUGAUUACUCGCUACCUUGAGAAGGGAAUACGAGAGAAGAUUGUGAUAGUGAAGAAUGAAGAAAAAAGAGAAUUCGUAGAGGAAAUUGGUGAGGAGGCCUUACCGAAAGAUGAAGGUGGUCGAGCACAACUUGUAGCUAUCCAAGACGUUAUAGUGCCCCCGUGGAACGGUUGAUCCCCAAAAUAGACUACUAAAGGCGGCAGCCAGUGAUUUUGAAAAAGAAAAAUAAAAAAAAGCAGGCACCUAGUGCCACACGUAAAUUAUUAUAGAAUUGCUACCGGCAAAAGAAAAACAGAGGAAAAUGUGUAUUUUUUCUGAAUUUAAAAUUUGUCAAUUUGCUAUAUUGAUGUGGCGUAAUUUGAAUGUCUUUUAGUUAUUAUAUGGGAAGAAAAUAAUCUCUUUGCACGAGAUUUACUAAUAACUAAUUUUGUGUCUGCACAUGCAAAUUAAUCGAAGAUUUUUUUU